AUGGUUUGCUUUGCCUUGCCAUGCAUCCCCCUAUUCUCGACGUGGCUCGAGAGCACAUCGUUACUCACAUCUGAUGCUCUAGACAAGGCCAAAGUGUUGAUACGUCAACCGAAACCCCAACCGAUAUCUAAUGAACAACUUGUUGCCGAAGUCAAAGGCAUCUACGCUAUGCUGGUGAUGGUCGAGAGCAAGUGCACUGAAGUUGACAAUGCACAGAGCUCGAGCAAGCUGAACAACGAACAAUGGCAGGCGCUCAUAGCGCUGCACAGAACACUACUCCACGAAAAUCACGACUUCUUCCUUCCGUCGCAACACCCCUCAGCUAGCCCGACCAUGAGGAGGCUUGCUAGCAAGUACGCGAUGCUGGCAAAGGUGAGGAGGCACCGCACCCACUCCUUCCUGAAACUGCUCAGGCAUCGCUUGCCGUCGUCUCUCAAACUUUUGAAUGAAUCGGUGCCUGCUUUUGAGGACAAAUGGAUGGAAUGCCUCGGGGACUUCGGUCGUUACCGGCAUGUUGGUCGCCUUGCCGAUGACGACAUGCCCAACGGAGAGAGCUGGACGGUAGUGGCGCGACACCGGUGCACGAAAAGCAGCGACCAAGUGCCAGCUACCGGUCGCCUGUUCCACCACCUUGCGAUCCUAGCACGGUCCAAGGCGCUUCAUCAACUAUUCUACUAUGUCAAGAAUUUGUGCCUUUCGGUUCCCUACGUGGACCUCAGUGCCAGGGAGAGCAUCAUGACGCUCUUCGAUCCCCUGCUCGCCACUCAGGCGAUGCACCGGCCGGCUACUGAUGCUACAUAUGUGCGCGCCCAUAAGAUCUUAUUUUCCGGUCAUGACCGUGACCGUUUCGACGAGUCAGUCGCUGCGUCUUCACACCCUCCUGACUGCCUCCGCGACGCUCUCAACCUCGCUUCUCGCACGCACGACAUCAUACUGCGUCGGUUCGGCGGCGACCUCAACAUAUUGCCCUACCUGCACGUUACUUUGACCUUCAUGAUGUCUCCCAUCCGAGACAGGGCAGCUCAUCUGAAAGGCCAAGUCCCCUGGAAGGCGGUCAGCCUCAUGCUGAAGAACAUUCUGGCCAACUGCUCGCCAACUCUUACGCCUCCCGCUCCGACUCUUGUGUCUGAGCCGGCCACGGAGUCGCCAGUUCGUCCUCUGCCCGAGGACUGGGCCAUGCAUGGGCUCAUUUUCAGGGAGAAGUAUUUCCCGUCCGACUGGUUUGCGGGCGAC
This is a messenger RNA of Phialemonium atrogriseum, 1233 nucleotides long. RefSeq lists its product as uncharacterized. Gene Ontology annotation, molecular function: telomeric repeat DNA binding; telomerase RNA binding; protein binding. Gene Ontology annotation, cellular component: telomerase holoenzyme complex. The transcript is spliced from 3 exons. The annotation marks the transcript as partial. Gene Ontology annotation, biological process: nuclear-transcribed mRNA catabolic process, nonsense-mediated decay. The record is from RefSeq and is a predicted model, not a curated record. NCBI's taxonomy places the organism in Eukaryota, Fungi, Ascomycota, Sordariomycetes, Cephalothecales, Cephalothecaceae.